UUUAAUUUUUGGGGCUGCCUUGAACCACAAUUUUUGGCUCGAACUCGAUGUGAAUCAGUGAUCGAUUCAAAAUGACAAUUGACUCCUUUUUCAUUGUUUCUCCCCAAAAUGAGCAUGAUGUUUUAUUUCACAGCCUAAAUCUUUGCAUCGGCUCUAAUUGGAUGUUGUAGGUGUACCUAAUCGAGUGUCCCAGUGAGUGUACAAGUGACACGCUGCGUGACGUGAUAGUGGAAAGACGCAACAACAACAAAAUGCGUAAAAAGAGGUGGAGAGAGGGUGGGUGAACGCGCGAGAUGAGUUGCUUCACACACGCGCAUGCACACGCUUGAUUGCGCGUCGCGUACGUGGGUGCUGCAUCGCCCCCGGGGGCGGUGGGAGUAGGAAGGAAGGAAGUGAGAGUGCGCGCCCGUGCAACAAGUGGCUCUCCCGCCACGCACGAGCACUCUGCCGCAGCGUGUGCACGCACCCGCACGCGCCUUGGACUUUUUUUGGUUUGUUUUUUUUCUCAAUUAUUUUCAAUGAAUGCUAGUGAGCGAGGCGAGGUUUUGCCUCCGUCCUCCUCCAUGGACUCGUUGCCGAUGCCGCUGCUGCUGCCCUCCCCCGGUGGCCGUCGAGGCAAGUCGGGAUCCCGUCGCUAGAUUUCCACCCCUCUUGCCCCCGUGGGCUCGCCGGGAAGAGGGUCGCAGCCAUGCCGAUGCACCCGAUCACCUCCACGCUUAUGUACCGGGGGGUGUGCACCAUCCCGGACAUCCUCUCCUACAGCGCCCCAGUCAACCUGCCAGAGGACGAGGUGGAAGAGAUCCGCGAGGCGUUCAAAGUGUUCGACCGUGACGGGAACGGCUUCAUCUCCAAACAGGAGCUGGGCAUGGCCAUGCGAUCCCUGGGGUACAUGCCCAACGAGGUCGAGCUCGAGGUCAUCAUACAGAGGCUCGACAUGGACGGCGACGGGCAGGUGGACUUCGAGGAGUUCGUCACUCUGCUCGGUCCAAAGCUGACAGCGGCCGCCAUGCCGGACAAAUUCAACGGAACCGACUUUGACUCGGUUUUCUGGAAGUGUGACAUGCAGAAGCUGACGGUGGAGGAGCUGAAACGUCUGCUGUACGACACUUUCUGCGACCACCUCUCCAUGAAGGACAUCGAGAACAUCAUCAUGACCGAGGAAAACCACAUCGAGAACCCCGACGACUGCCAGGUUCCAGCCCGACGCAGCAGGUCAAGCAGACGUGCGUUCGCAAGAGCCUGAUCUGCGCCUUCGCCAUCGCCUUCAUCAUCAGUGUCAUGUUGAUCGCCGCCAAUCAGGUGCUGCGUAGUGGCAUGAAGUAACGGACAACAAAAGUAACAAAAGCACAGACAUUUUUCCAAGGAGCUUGUGUACAAAGACCCAUGAACCACAUAUCACUCCAACUCGUUGUCGUCGUGCGAGUCGUGACUUGUGUGUGUGUGUGAGUGUGUGUGAGUGUGAGUGUGUGUGUGUGUGUGUGUGUGUGUGUGCACGCACGUGUGUGUUUGUGCAGAAUACAGUGAACUCCCGUUUAUCGUGGGGAUACAUUCCGUACACACCCGUGAUAGAUGAAAACCCGCGGUAGAGAAACCACGUAAAACCUUAGUUUAAUGCUAACGUAUAAUGCUAAGUGCCAUAGACGGACUGACAGAAUUAGUAUCGAUGUCAUGUAAUUAAAAACCUUCGAAUAACUGCUAUUUUCCCCAAACGGAGCAGCAAUACAUACUCUUCUCUGUGGGAGCAACCAAUAUUAAUAUUAUCCACUUCUUCUCGCUGUUAAUUACGCUGCGUCUCUUCUCAGUGGCAUGUGUGUGGCACAACGUGGUACUACACUCAAGGUGCGCAACUCUAAAUUUGGACUUGCCUGUACACGGUCAAACCGCAUAAAAAAUAUGAAAAAUCCGCAAUGUAGUUGGGGUUCACUGUACUGCGGAGCCCACGAGGAUGCAGGGGACGCUUUUGGUGGACAAACAAGAGCAACAAACUAGGACAACCUCAUCUAUGCAUGACAUGCAUGGACUUCAGCGAGCGUCUUUUUGUAUAUCCGCGUUUCCAUCAUGAUCACACCGACUGUGUAUUAAUACUAAACUGUGAGCCAGUGUGUGCGUGUGUUUGUGUGUGUGUGUGUUUGAAGAGGAAUGGCUCCUUUAUUUUGGGCUAGUCACAAAUUGGAGAAGGUCACCAAAAUGUCCGAAGCGUGUGUGUGGUGUGUGUGUGUGUGUGCGUGUGUGUGUGCAUACGUGCAUGCGUGUGUGCGUCUGCGUGUGACAGAAUGCGUUGUCAUGAAGCAAUAAACAAAGAUGGCGUCCACUCAUCUCAAAAAGGACUUAUUUUUCAAUAAAAAUAAUCAAAAUUAACAUUUUGGCAAUACAAUAGGGUUGAGAAGCCCCAAAAUGUGGCAAUAAAUCACAAACAUAGUCUUUGAAUUGGACGUGAUUCAAAUUGGCUAACACGAGCUAACAUCCGCUAACAUGGGCUAACACGCGAACACGCGCUAAUUUAUGCUAACACAUGCUAACAUGUACUAUCGUGCACUAACAUAUGCUUCCGAGAUGACAUGCUAAUACCAGAGGUGGGGGACUCCAGUCAUGUGACUUGGACUUGAGUCACUGAUUUUAUGACGUGCGACUUGCUUGGCUACAACGUAUUAAAGACUUGACUUAGACUUGGCUUUUCUGAGACUCCACUUGGCUUGGACUUGAACUACAUGACUUGACAAGUCAUACUGUCAAUAUAGUGUGGCCUUUGUUUUUGAACGAAAAGUUUUUUUUUGUAUUAUUUGUGUCGUGCGUGCCACUAAUCUGGCAACCUGGCUGGUAGGUACAGGCUAUGCCCCCCCAUUGGCCCGGCCACAAACAAGGGCUGAGGCUGCCUCAUUGAGCAAGGAGCACAGAGGAAACUCCACGAUUACGUUUGGAUUCACGGAUUAUCUUUUGGAUGGAAACGGAGAAAAAACAAGAGCAACAUGCAAGGUUUGCAGCUCAAGGAUAAAUGACACAACUUGGACAAGGUCUACCUUCAUCUGCCUGACGCAGGUAAGCUAGCUAGGUUAGCUUCACAGUACCUCUCUCAUAGCCAGGGGCAUCACUAGGUUUUAUGGCUAGGGGGGGCUUAGCCACCAGGAGAUGCACAGGUUGUGAGUGUGGCGCGCUAGCACAAAAUUUCAUUAACAGCUAACGAAGACUGAGAAAUUGCUUUUUAAUGUUUUUGGACAGAUUAUAAAACAAUACAACACUGGUUGUUUCUAAGUGACCUGCGAUUGGCUGGCGACCAGUUCAGGGUGUACCCCGCCUCUGGGAUAGCUGGGAUAGGCUCCAGCAUGCCCGCGACCCUAGAGAGGAUAAGCGGUAUAGAAAAUGGAUGGAUGAAUUUCCAUUUGGGGGACGUAAUGUAAUGAAAAUCAAAUUAAAAGCUGCAAUCACUAGCUACUUGGUGAGUGGAAGUGUCAACGAAUGCUGUUUGUUUAUAAGGGUGGCAAAUUGUUCUAUCACUCUAUCGUGACUCAGAUGCUCAAGUGUGUCGUUUUCAAUUGACAUUAAACCAAGGCUGUGAAUCUUCAAGAUACAUUGAAAAUCAUUUAAUGAAUAACUGAUCAACAUAGAGGCUAAUGACGUGACUUAGGCUCACAACACAAUAACUGCUUGCUCCAAAAUACUUGUGAAGUCGCGGAGAUUACAGUAUGCAUAUGUGACUAAAAUGGUUGGAGAAAAAUAUAGCAACAGGCAGUUACAUGUGCAAGCAAGGUCGCAUGUAAGACAUGGAGCCGAAUUUCAGUAAUAAGGACAUUAUAUGAUAAAGUGGAACGGAUUCGAUAACAACAAGGUCUCGCUACCAUACUAUGAAUUUAAGAGUAACCAUUGUGCGUAGUUUGGUGACUGUUUUUAUGAGCGGCCGUUCAGUCUGCCAGUGGUUUUGGCGCGAUUCAAAAUUGUAAUCUCUGUCUUAACGUCACAGCUUAGAGCCAAUCAAAAACGCUUUCCCUCACAGGGAAAACAACGAGCCGCGCCGCUUAAAGCAAUAUAAAUAGUAUAUAACGCAUCAAAUAUUGUGUUUUACAUGUUGUUAAUUAAAUUGUAAGAGGUAUAAAUGCAUUUUUUUGUGUGCUCAUUAAAAUUUUUUUUGUGUAAAUGUACUUUUUUGUCAUGAUCAGUGAAAAACAUUUUAUUUUGACUCCAAUAUAUGUUGUGACUGAGCAAGAUUGUAUGACUCGAAUCAUUACUUUCGACUUGCUUGAAACAACUAACGACUUGACUCGACUUGCUUAAAAUUUAGUGGCGACUCGACUUGCUUGAUUUUUUUCCGCAGUAACUUGGAACUGGCUUGAGACUUGAAGGUUACGACUUGAGGCUUGCUUGUGACUUGCACAUGUGUGACUUAUCCCAUCUCUGGCUAAUACAGUGCUAACACAAGCUAACACCAUUAACAUGCGCGAGUAGUCACAUGCACAACACACGCAACCAAGCUAACAUAUGCUAACAUCCUCUAACAUACUAAAAUGGGUUACCACGGCCUAACAAGUGCUAAAAUGGGCUACCGUGCCGCCAUGUGUUAAAAUAUGCUUACAUUUUCCAAAUAUGUUAAUAUUGCAUGAAGUUGUGCUAACACAUGAUAACAUGUAUGAACACGAAAUAACGCGUGCUAACAUUGACAUCAAUAAACUAACGAUCUAAAAUUUGCUUCGAUGGCAAUACAUUUUUACAUGCAUUAUUACAUGCUAAUGCGCUAAUAACGAAUGUUAACAUAUGCUAACAUAUGUUAAUACAUACUAAAACACUAACAUGUACCAAUGCGCUAACAUGCGAAGGAAUGUGGAUAGCAUUCACAUACACGCGAGCAGUAACAUACUCACAUACUGUAAGCAAAUAUGCUAACAUGGUAGGACCGUGUGAAUAUUUGCUCACAUGGUAAUAUCUUUAAAAAUGCUAACAUGUGGCAACGUGCUAAAUUGUGAUUGCAUAAGCUAACAACGUAACAAAUGCUAACAUGCGCUAAUGUGAGCUAACACAUGCUAACCUGCUGCAUGCCAAAAGGUUUUGUGCAAGUUGUAAAUGUAGUAAACAAUCUCCUUGGCAGAGAGAGGUAAUAGUCAUGAGCUAGAACACAUUACAAAGAAACUUCCAUUUUUCCAUUUUGCACUUUACAAUUCGCUCCAAUGCACAACAACAACAACAAAAACAAUAUGACUGUCCCUCACUUACUAUGUGAUAAAUUACUAAUAAACAGUUCAUUUAUUGCCUUAUUAUUUUCUUGAUACAUGUUGAGAUAACAAAAAAAAUAAAUUCUGGUGACAGUGUGAAAGUUUUCAAAGUGUUUUCAUGUUUCAAAGUGGACGUGACUUUUGCUGUCUUACUGGCCGUCAGUUAGCGUUUGACUCUGUGUACGUGGAAUGUGGUGGUUUUUUGCCCUGAAAAGAAAACUAAGUAAAACAUUUAACACAUCUUA
Molecule: messenger RNA, 5443 nt
Organism: Phyllopteryx taeniolatus (common seadragon)
Lineage: Eukaryota; Metazoa; Chordata; Actinopteri; Syngnathiformes; Syngnathidae
Gene: cabp7a
Product: calcium-binding protein 7
Exons: 5
Coding region: 689-1243 (184 amino acids)
Molecular function (GO): calcium ion binding
Source: RefSeq, a predicted model, not a curated record